CCUUUUUAAAACCCUAACGGAGCUGGAACCGGCAGAACAUUCCGACAGCCUCAGCGCGGCCGUCCCCGACGUUCCAAUACUCUCAGCUCGCACCACGUUCCAAUAGCCUCAGCGUGGUUGUCCUCCACUUUCCGAUAGUCUCAGCGCGGUCGUCCCCCGAGAUGAUGGACCAGGCAGCUUCAGGAGUUGUGAAGUAUGUUCAUUUUAACUUUUAUACCUCAGAGGAGAUUCGGAAGAUAAGUGUAAAGAAGAUCACUAAACCGGAUCUCCUUGAUGCAAAGAAUAGUCCUAUUCCGGAUGGACUAUAUGAUCCUGCACUGGGUCCGCUUAAUGAUAAUGACUCGUGCAAGUCCUGUGGCCAGCUUUCUGUUCGUUGCCCAGGUCAUUGUGGUCACAUUGACCUUGCAAAACCACUUUACAACCCAUUAUUGUUCAAGACCCUUCAGGGUCUACUUCAAAUUACCUGCUUUUUUUGCCACAAAUUCAAAAUAAACGAAGAAAAGGUAAAACGAUACGUUGCCCAGUUGGAUCUCAUAGUGAAGGGUGACAUUAAUGGGGCUAGAAGUUUGGAAGCCAAUACAUGGAGUGAGAUAUUUUUUCCUGAGGAAGAAACUGCAGAAUCCAUAACAUCAAAUUUUGACAAUGCAAAUUCUAAGCAUUUGACAUGGACAUCACUUCAACAAUCUGAGGCUCUUUCUAUUUUUUCUAAAUUUAUGAGGGAAAGGCGGAAGAAGUGUGAUAAUUGUGGUAAAAAAAAUCCAACAAUUAAUAGUCCUAUAUUUGGUUGGCUUAACAAGACCACACAGGAAUCUGAUAUACGAGCCAAUUUCAUCUUAGAUUCUAGUCUGGAUCAAUCAUCCAGUGAGGCAAAAUAUUCCAGCAUUACUCAGUCAAGGGGAGAGAGUGCUUCAGAAAUGGAUGAAGAAUCACCUUUGUCAAAAAAAAAAGUGAAAUUAGGCGACUUGCCUCCUGAAUUUAUCAAACAAAUGUCAUCUUCUGGACAAAAGCAUCUGUUACCUUCUGAGGUGGAAUUUAUUUUAAACAACUUGUGGAAAAAUGAGGCAAAUCUCUGCAUGCUUAUAUCCGACAUUCACUGUAAAAACCUGAGUAUCUCUCGAGGGAACAAAGGGUUUGCAAUGUUUUUCCUGAAGACUCUUCUUAUUCCACCGAGCAAGUUCCGUCCUGCUGCUGGGAGUUCUGGUCGUGGGGUACUGGAACAUCCACAAAAUACUUUGCUGAGUAAAGUUCAACAAGCCAAUAUUGCUUUAAAGAAUUGUAUUGUUGCUAAUCCUGAUCAUCCUGAUAUUUUGAGGAGCUGGAUGGACCUUCAAAAAUGUGUGAAUGUGUUGUUUGAUAGCACCAAGGGCUUUGCAAAAAGCGACAAGGAAGCAAGUGGCAUACGCCAACUGUUGGAGAAGAAGUCGGGUAUUCUACGACAGAAAAUGAUGGGAAAGAGGGUUAAUUUUGCUUGUCGGUCUGUUAUAUCUCCAGAUCCCUACUUAGCUGUCAAUGAAAUAGGGAUUCCUCCUUAUUUUUCAUUGAGGUUGACAUAUCCUGAGAGAGUGACACCCUGGAAUGUUAAUAAACUGCGGUGUGCUAUAAUCAAUGGUGCUGAUAUUCAUCCAGGAGCUACACAUUAUAAGGACAAGGAAAGAAUGUAUAAAUUACAAGCAAGCCAAAAUAUGCGGAGUGCAAUUUCAAGAAAGUUGCCCACAUCUAGAGGAAUGACUGCCCAACUUGGAACGGGCCCAGAAUCAGAAUUUGAAGGCAAGGUUGUGUAUCGCCAUUUGCAGGAUGGAGAUAUUGUGCUUGUUAAUCGACAGCCUACCCUUCACAAGCCCAGUAUGAUGGCUCAUGUUGUUCGUGUGUUGAAAGGAGAAAAGACACUUCGCAUGCACUAUGCAAAUUGCAGCACAUAUAAUGCUGAUUUUGAUGGUGAUGAAAUGAAUGUACACCUCCCACAAGAUGAAAUUUCACGUGCCGAAGCCAUUAACAUUGUUAAUGCGAACAAACAAUAUAUUGUUCCCACUAGUGGGCACCCUAUAAGGGGGCUAAUUCAGGAUCAUAUCGUAAGUGCUGUACUUCUGACAAAGAUGGACACUUUUUUGACCCGUGAAGAGUAUCAUCAGCUUUUAUAUGCUUCCAGUGUCCCUCCUACUUCAUAUUCUCAACGUAAUAGAUUUGGCCAAAAGGUUUCAGUGUCAUGGUCUGAUUAUGAGAUACAGCCUCUUCCCCCUGCUAUUUGGAAGCCAACACCACUAUGGACAGGAAAACAGGUUAUUACUGCAAUCCUUAACUUUGUUACUAGAGGUCGCUUGCCACUUACUAUUGAAAAAAGAGGAAGAAUACAAAAAGAGUAUAUCGGGGAGGAUCAUACUUUACUUGUGUUGCAUAUUCACAACAAUGAGCUCGUACAUGGAAUGAUUGACAAGGCACAGUUUGGAACUUAUGGUUUAGUCCAUGCAGUCCAUGAACUAUAUGGUCCAGAUGUUGCGGGAACGUUGCUUUCUGUAUUUAGUCGCUUAUUUACUUCUUUUCUUCAGAUUCAUGGGUUCACUUGCGGAGUAGACGACCUUCUACUCAGUCAGAAAUCAGAUAUUGAGAGAGAGAGAAUAUUAAAGAAAAGUGAAAUACAAAGUGGAGAGGUCCAUAUGCGUUUUACCAGAACUAAAGAUGGUGAUGGAGAUCCAAUGAAAUUGCAAAGGGAGAUUGAGAAAGUUCUACGUGGUAAUGGAGAUUCAGCAACUGCCUUAUUGGACAGGAUGAUGUCAAAUUCUCUGAAUAGUCUGACUUCUGAAAUAAAUCAGACCCUAUUUCCUAAUGGAUUGUUGAAGCCAUUCUUGAAGAACUGUCUCUCUCUUAUGACCACUACUGGAGCUAAAGGUGGCUUGGUCAAUAUGACACAAAUUUCUUCUUUGUUGGGCCAACAAGAGUUGGAAGGAAAACGAGUACCACGUAUGGUCUCUGGAAAAACAUUGCCCUGCUUUCCUCCUUGGGAUAUUUCAAGUCGUGCAGGAGGCUUCAUUAGUGAUCGUUUUUUAACUGGUCUUCGGCCUCAAGAAUAUUAUUUUCACUGCAUGGCUGGACGUGAUGGAUUGGUUGAUACAGCUAUUAAAACAUCUCGGAGUGGAUACUUGCAGCGGUGUAUUAUUAAAAAUCUUGAGUGUUUAAAAGUUUCUUAUGAUCACACAGUACGUGAUGCUGAUGGGUCGGUUAUCCAAUUUAUAUAUGGGGAAGAUGGUAUUGACGUUCUUAAGGCGAGCCAUAUUUCUGAAUUUAAAAUGCUUUUGGAUAAUCAGAAGGUUGUUUUGCAAAAAUUCAGUGAUCAAAUUUCAGACACAUCUUUGGCAAAGUCAAAUGCUUAUAUUAGGGAGUUGCCAUGUUCCUUAAGAGACAAAGCAACUGAUUUUAUUUUGAAGAAUCAGAAGAGCUUUCCUCAUCAGAUAAAUCAGAAGGACUUUAUGAAAUUAAUGAAGCUCAAGUACCUAUCAAGUCUUGCUGAGCCUGGUGAGGCUGUUGGUGUUGUUGCCGCUCAAUCUGUUGGGGAACCAUCAACACAGAUGACGCUUAAUACUUUUCAUUUGGCUGGCAAGGGAGAUAUGAAUGUUACACUGGGAAUACCACGUUUACAAGAAAUCUUGAUGACUGCAUCGAAGGAUAUUCGGACUCCUCUCAUGAACUGUCCGUUGCAUGUUUGGAAGACCAAGGAUGAUGCCGAACGCCUUGCUGCAAAGUUAAGGAGGGUUUCUUUGGCUGAUGUUGUGGAGAGAAUGGAGGUCUGCACUGUACCAUUUUCCAUUCAUGGGAAUCAGAUCUCAACCAUCUAUAAGCUAAAGAUGACCCUUUAUCCAAGUGAGCUCUAUCCUGCCUUUUCAGAAUUAACAUUAGAAGACUGCAAAGAAGUUCUCGAGACGACAUUUGUUGAGGCCAUGGAAGAUGCCAUCGCAAAACACUUGGAUAUGAUAUUCAGGAUCAGUGACAUUAAGGUUGCUUCUGGCAAGGAAGAUAAUGAUUUCGAAGAAGGGGUUGAUGAAGAUGAAUCUAGAAAUAAAUCAAACACGGUGGAAGAAAAUGUUGAUGGUGGUGAUGAGGAUUAUGAAAGUCUUGAUGAUCAAGGAACAGAUUCUAGGAGGAGAAAACAGCAAGCAAAUGAUGAAGUAGAAUAUGAUGAUGGUAUUGAAAAAGAGAGCUUUGUUGCAGCAGGCGAACAUGAUGAAGAAAUGCAAUCAGGAUUUGAAAGUGAAAUUGAUCAUGUUGAAGCAGACGAGGAUUAUCUUAUGGGAGGGGGAAGUCCUGGGUUUGACAUGGACAUUGCAACACCUGAGAGCCCAUCAAAAGCUGACUCUACUCCCGUGUCAGAAGAUGGCAAGAAAAAGUCAAAACUUACGGAGAAAGGCAAGAAGGAAACUAAGUCAAAGGCCGAUAAGAAGGCCAAGAAGCCGAAAAGUAGCAAGAAAAAGAUCAGGAGAACAAUAUACAUGAUGGCUGAAGGAUUGAAAUUUGAGGUUCACUACAUCUUCAGAAGUGAACCACGAAUUUUGCUGGCCGAGAUUGCACAGAGAACAGCCAAGCGUGUAUAUGUAAAGGAGUAUAAGAAUAUUGAAAGGUGUUCAUUGAAAGAAAAUAAAAAGAGUACUGAUCCAUUCAUGCUGCAGAUUGCCGGAGUGAAUUUCAGCACACUUUGGGAUUUGGAGGAAUUUUUAGAUAUCAUUCACAUAUAUUCAAAUGAUAUACAUGCAAUGCUUAAUACCUAUGGUGUGGAAGCAGCACGAGCAACCAUUAUUAAAGAGGUUACAGAUGUGUUUGGAUUAUAUGGUAUACAAGUAAAUAUCCGACACCUCAGCCUUAUUGCAGAUUUUAUGACUUUUCAUGGAGGGUAUCGGCCCAUGAACAGGGUUGGAAUGGGUGAUUUCAACACCUCACCGUUUGGCAAGAUGACAUUUGAGACAGCAACUAAAUUCAUUAUUGAAUCAGCUUUCCAUGGAGAGGUGGACACAUUGGAGUCCCCAUCAGCUAGCGUCUCCCUUGGCCAGCCAGUGAAAAUGGGAACUGGCUGUUUCGACUUGAUGCAGAAUCUGCAGCUGUGAUAAUUGUGCAAAUUGGUCUUGAUUCUUCUUUUUUUGCUUGUAUUUAGUGGGUCAAAAUUCAUUAUAUAGUAUUAUUGAGGGUUAGAUUUUUGAAGUUUAGGUAGGCCCUUGUGCAUCUGCUCCUCAUCUACCAGGGUAAAUUUUUGAACGAGUUGCUAAUUGGCAAAGCUCGAUAAGAUUUUAUCUUCCCAUGUGGGCACCAUUUUCCCCACAAGUCCCAUUCAGAUUUUGAGUUUUCUUUCUGAUGGGUACUUGCCAGUGAGAUUGAGAAUUAGCUUAAAUAUAGAUUUGUUUCAGCAUCAAGCUGUCAUAUUUUUCUUGUAGCUGUACAUGCUUUAUUGAAUUCAUCUAAUUUAUUUUGUUGAUGA
Molecule: messenger RNA, 5455 nt
Organism: Musa acuminata subsp. malaccensis (wild Malaysian banana)
Lineage: Eukaryota; Viridiplantae; Streptophyta; Magnoliopsida; Zingiberales; Musaceae
Product: DNA-directed RNA polymerase I subunit 1-like
Biological process (GO): DNA-templated transcription
Cellular component (GO): RNA polymerase I complex
Molecular function (GO): DNA binding
Source: RefSeq, a predicted model, not a curated record